Messenger RNA from Perognathus longimembris pacificus (Pacific pocket mouse), 2864 nucleotides. RefSeq names its product inositol polyphosphate-5-phosphatase A (gene Inpp5a). The record is from RefSeq and is a predicted model, not a curated record. Lineage: Eukaryota; Metazoa; Chordata; Mammalia; Rodentia; Heteromyidae. The transcript has 16 exons. Gene Ontology annotation, biological process: phosphatidylinositol dephosphorylation. The coding region runs from base 288 to 1526 and encodes 412 amino acids. Gene Ontology annotation, molecular function: inositol-polyphosphate 5-phosphatase activity.
CGGCGGCGGCUGCGGGAACUUUCCCGGCGGGUCUAAUGGCUGCGCGCGGGCCGCUGUGAGGCGCGGCGCGGCGGCGAGCGGGCGCGGGGCCGCGGAGCAGCGGAGAGCCAGCGAGCGCGAGGCCGGAGCCCCGGCCAGGCCCGGCCCGACCCGCCGAGCCCGCGAUGCGUCCCGGGGCCGCCCCCCAGCUCAGCUGACGCCCCGCGGCCCCGCGAGACCCCGGCCCCGCCGGGCCCGCAGGAAGCGGUCGCCGCCGCCCAGCCCAGCGCCCGCGCCGCCCGGGCACCAUGGCGGGGAAGGCGGCCGCCCCGGGCACCGCGGUCCUGCUGGUCACGGCCAACGUGGGCUCGCUCUUCGACGACCCAGAAAACCUGCAGAAGAACUGGCUCCGGGAGUUCUACCAGGUUCUGCAUGUACACAAGCCGCACUUCAUGGCCUUACACUGCCAGGAGUUUGGAGGGAAGAACUAUGAAGCUUCCAUGUCCCACGUGGACAAGUUCGUCAAGGAGCUGCUCUCAAGUGAUGCAAUGAAAGAAUAUAACCGGGCUCGAGUCUACCUGGAUGAAAACUACAAAUCACAGGAGCACUUCACGGCACUAGGAAGCUUUUAUUUUCUUCAUGAAUCCUUAAAAAACAUCUACCAGUUUGACUUUAAAGCUAAGAAAUAUAAGAAAGUCACUGGCAAGGAGAUCUACUCGGAUACCUUGGAGAGCACGCCAAUGCUGGAGAAGGAGAAGUUCCCACAGGACUACUUCCCCGAGUGCAAGUGGUCAAGAAAAGGCUUCAUCCGGACACGGUGGUGUAUUGCUGACUGUGCCUUUGACUUGGUGAACAUCCAUCUUUUCCACGAUGCGUCCAACUUAGUAGCCUGGGAGACGAGCCCCUCGGUGUACUCAGGAGUCCGGCACAAGGCCCUCGGCUACGUACUCGACAGAAUCAUCGACCAGCGGUUUGAGAAAGUUUCCUACUUUGUCUUUGGAGAUUUCAACUUCCGUCUGGAUUCCAAGUCUGUGGUAGAGACACUCUGCACAAAAGCCACGAUGCAGACAGUCCGGGCCGCCGACACCAAUGAAGUUGUGAAGUUAAUAUUUCGGGAGUCAGACAAUGACCGGAAGGUUGUGCUCCAGUUGGAAAAGAAGCUCUUUGACUACUUUAACCAGGACGUCUUCCGGGACAACAAUGGCACUGCGCUCUUGGAGUUUGACAAGGAGUUGUCUGUCUUCAAGGACAGACUGUAUGAACUGGACAUCUCAUUUCCCCCCAGCUACCCGUACAGUGAGGACUCCAGCCAGGGCCAGCAGUACAUGAACACCCGCUGCCCGGCAUGGUGUGACCGCAUCCUCAUGUCCCUGUCUGCCAAGGAGCUGGUGCUCAAGUCAGAGAGCGAGGAGAAGGUAGCCACCUAUGACCACAUUGGGCCCAACGUCUGCAUGGGAGACCACAAGCCCGUGUUCCUGGCCUUCCGAAUCGCGCCUGGGGCAGGUAAACCUCAUGCACAUGUGCACAAGUGUUGUGUCGUGCAGUGACGUGUUGGGAAGAGGAGCCAGCGCCAGGACAGGGCCCUGGGCGAGACCUCCCUGUAGCCGUCUAUCAACAAUGCUACUCCAGCCGCGUCCGCGUGGUCCCCGCCCGACCAUCACCCGCUAGACGGCCGCCGGCCCCACACUUCGCUUCAGCCUCCGGAGCCUCCGGAAAGCUUCACAUACCUCACCUCGUGUCUGUUUGUGUGACAUUAAGUAGACAUACUGGGUUUUUAAAUAAGUCACAGUCCUAUUGCCAAAACUCUAAUAGACAAGCAAAGAGAUUCUGUAUUUUAGACUCACACGUUUCCAUGUGUCAUGAGUGUCUGUGGAGGAGCGUCUCCAGCACGGGGCCCGGGGUGGCUGGUGCCCUCCCCCGCCCGGGCCACGCCACCCCCGCGUCCUGACUCUACUGCCAUGCGACAUGGCCUCGGAAUCACACUGCAACUGCUUUCCAUUUUUAUAUAUAUAAAUAGAUACGUAUAUACUUUUUAAAUAAUUUAUAAAUCCUACCAAAACUUAUGCUGAAUAUACCUUCCAGUAGGCGUGCACGCGUGUCCUGUCGGCAGGUCACGCGAGGUGGCAGCCCAGUGACGCCCGUCCACACGAGUUCCCCGGACGGAGGACCCGCGGUGCGGGCGGGGACGGCCCUGCUGCCGCUCGGGCCCUGGCACGCGCCUCUCCUCUGCCUCUCUCUGUGUCAUAGUAAGAACUGAAUGUGAAGUUUGUAGCUAGCCUGGGUGUACCUUUGAAGACUUUUGUAAACCAUUUUGUCUUUUGUUACCGUUUUAUGGUGCCAAGUAUCCUACGUUAAAACCAUAAUCUCGUGGGAGAAUUAGAAAUAGCCGCAUCCGCUUCCCACGGACCGCUUCUAGCCUGGGCUGUGUGUGGAUGUGGAAGAGAAGGGACCCUGGGCUGCCCGCCCGCUGCCCGCCUGCCUUCCCGGCGGGGGUGGCCCGCUGCCCACACCGGGCCCCCAGCACUGAGGACCUCGCCGAAGGCAGCCGCAGAGCCUGUUGCCAAAAGAGACACAGCGUGCAUUUAUUGAUUUACUUCUGAACACUACAGUUCCUGGACUGGGCUGAGGCAUGAGUUCAUGUGGUUCUGGAGGAAUCACUACCCUGGAGAGGGAUUGGGCAUCCGCGGGCCGGCCUGGUUCUCGAGGCUCUGGUCUGGUCUGUGGAGUGCUGGGGUGCGAGUUUGUCAACAUGCCUUGUCCUGGCCACCACGUGAGAUUGUCUGGGUUUCCGCUGGAGUCCUUCUUCUGAAGGCCUUUGGAAGAGACUGCCUGGUUCCUAAGCAAUAAAAUUGAUCCUGGUGAAAACAGUUCCUGCUGCUUUGUCU